This is a messenger RNA of Macroventuria anomochaeta, 1908 nucleotides long. Its product is annotated as benzoate 4-monooxygenase. Gene Ontology annotation, molecular function: iron ion binding; heme binding; oxidoreductase activity, acting on paired donors, with incorporation or reduction of molecular oxygen. The coding region runs from base 42 to 1703 and encodes 553 amino acids. NCBI's taxonomy places the organism in Eukaryota, Fungi, Ascomycota, Dothideomycetes, Pleosporales, Didymellaceae. The transcript has 5 exons. The record is from RefSeq and is a predicted model, not a curated record.
CCUGUGUCAACAUCCCACUUCCAACGCACCAAUUAGACUAAAUGGCAUUCGACUUGCAAGCUAUCGCUUUCAUCUGCGGCAUCUUUCUACAUUUACUGCUGUUUUGCAGAGGUGAAUGGGAUCGACGUGCUCCUGCGGUCGUGUUGGCCUAUAGCUUACUAUGUACAUCGGUCUUCGCAGCCUUCGCGCUCGACACGAGUUACUCUAUCGUACAGUGCAUUGUUGGAACCUGCAAGGCCAGCCUUGCUCUGGUUGGCGGUCUUUGUACUUCUCUAGUCACAUAUCGCCUCCUGUUCCAUCCUUUAAGGACCUUCCCUGGUCCUCUUGCUGCACGCGUCUCCUCCUUCUGGGUUUUCCGAGAGCAAUGGCCAGAUCUGAGGUUCUACUUCAAGCUACGAAACAUUCACGACCGUUAUGGCGACUUCGUGCGCAUCAAACCGAGGGAGCUAUCGAUAUGUCACCCGGAUGCGAUCAACGACAUUCAUGGGCCAAGGAACAGGAUCCGCAAAGGCGAGUUCUAUGAACAAAUUCAUCCUGCGCACAGCCUGCAGUUCACCCGGGACCCCAACCAGCAUAAACAUCAGCGCCGGUACUGGGACAAGGCAUUCCAGACCAAAGCCCUACAGGAAUACUCACCGCGUAUCGUGAAGCACUACAAGAUCCUUAUGGGCAUCUUCUCCACCGAUGGUGCAUCCAGCGCACCUGUCGACGUCAGCAAACUUUUCAUGGACCUUUUCUUCGAUGUAGUGUCAGAUUUGACAUUCGGCGAAUCCUUCAACACGUUGACAACAGGGGAGCGAAACCCAAUCAUCGGAGAGUUUCUUGCAUAUCAACAAAGUGUCGGCUUUGUCAUAUUGAACAUGUGGAUGUUCCACUUGCUCAGAAGCAUACCCACGGUCGCAUCGCGUAUUCUCUAUUGGAUGCAAUGGUAUGCUAGCGCUGUAGCAAAGAGAAAUGAGAUGAAAGACACAUCGCCCGACCUGUACACGUAUUUGUCACAAUCGGACACAUUCGAUGUUGAUGGCAUUCACGAAGCUCAGCUGGCUAUCAUAGCAGGCGCUGAUACCAACGCAAUCACCGUUUCGAACGUCUGCUACCUUCUCUGUCAAUACCCAGAGUAUCAGAAGAAGCUUUAUGAGGAGCUAGCAGAUCUCCCGGUUCACGAGAAUGUGAUUGAGGAUCGACAUCUAUUAAGCCAAUCUUGCUUGUUGAGUUUAAUCAACGAAACAUUGAGGCUCUAUCCGCCAGUACCUGGCGGCCUCCAGCGUGUAACGCCGCCAGACGGCGCCACCAUCGCUGGCCGCUACGUCCCUGGGGAUAUGAUCGUAUCAACUCCCACUUAUGCGCUUCAUCGAGAUUCUCGAGUAUUCGUUCGACCAACUGAAUUCAUACCUGAGCGCUGGACUUCCCGGCCCGAACUCAUUCUGCGCAAAGAUGCAUUUGUUCCGUUCUCCUAUGGCGCCUACAAUUGCGCUGGGAAGCCUUUGGCAAUGAUGCAGCUACGUAUGGUCAUCGCGAUGGUGAUAAAGAAGUUCGAGCUGUCCUUUAUGCUGGAAAGAGAGGCGGAAUACGAGCGCUACAUUCAUGACCAAGCGGACUGCUUCACGUUGCAUCUCCACCCCCUGCCGCUCAUUUUGAAAGAAAGGACCGUCCGAGAGCAAGUCGCAUAUAAUUUCACGCGUCAAGAAGGGACAGAGUCGUGACUUCUUCCGGGGUACGCGGUGUUGAGAUAUCACUAGAAGCUACUUUCCAUGCUCUUUUCUCCUGCCACGGUCCGGAAGGCAACUGCGUGCUUCCCUUAGACUUCCUUUUCAAACGCUCAGUCAAAUUCAUUUUGGGUCGGAGUCGUUUCACAGGCUGUCAUGACACCAUGUUUUUACGCAUGAACCUAUCCACAGCAAAUUCGAC